UUGGGAUUAGUUAUCAGGCAGAAAUCCACAUGUAAUUAACAGCUCUGACAUCAGGGGACAAGCAAAUAUAAGACACUCAGCUCUCAGAGAGGUUCCACAGACAAUCCCCUCAGGAGUUCAAGCUUGAUUUUUACCUAUGAGCCUCAGUCAGUCUCUUCACAAACGGCUGUGAACCAGAGCCUUGUCCUGCACGUUUGCUUCAAGCAGAAUGAAAGCUCAUAAACUCCUCUCUCUGGGAUACCUCUUCUUGCCCCCGCUUUUUUUUCAGCAAGCCUGGGCUCAAUUCCCGAGAGAGUGUGCCACCGUUGAAGCUUUGAAAAAUGGUGUGUGUUGCCCAGACCUGAGUCCUCUGUCUGGGCCUGGGACCGACCGCUGUGGCUCCUCCUCAGGGAGAGGCCGGUGUGAGGCAGUGACUGUAGACUCCCGACCUCACAGCCACCAUUAUCCCCACGAUGGCAGAGACGAUCGUGAGGCCUGGCCCACACGCUUCUUCAAUAGGACAUGCCACUGCAAUGGCAACUUCUCAGGGCACAACUGUGGGACUUGCAGUCCUGGAUGGAGAGGAGCUGCCUGUGACCAGAGAGUUCUCACAGUCAGGAGAAACCUUCUGGACUUAAGUACAGAGGAAAAGAACUACUUUGUCCGGGCCCUGGAUAUGGCAAAGCGCACAACUCACCCUCAGUUUGUCAUUGCCACCAGGAGGUCAGAAGAAAUAUUGGGGCCAGAUGGCGACACGCCACAAUUUGAGAAUGUUUCCAUUUAUAACUACUUUGUUUGGACACACUAUUACUCAGUGAAGAAGACCUUCCUUGGGGCAGGUCAGGAAAGCUUUGGUGAAGUGGAUUUCUCUCAUGAAGGACCAGCUUUUCUCACAUGGCACAGGUACCACCUACUGCAGCUGGAGAGAGACAUGCAGGAAAUGUUGCAGGAUCCUUCUUUCUCCCUUCCUUACUGGAAUUUUGCGACCGGGAGGAACAUCUGUGACAUUUGCACCGAUGACUUGAUGGGCUCGAGAAGCAACUUUGAUUCCAGUCUUAUCAGCCCGAACUCUGUGUUUUCUCAAUGGCGAGUGGUCUGCGAAUCUUUGGAAGAUUAUGAUACCCUGGGAACCCUUUGUAACAGCACUGAAGGUGGGCCAAUUAGGAGAAACCCAGCUGGAAAUGUGGCUAGACCAAUGGUGCAACGUCUUCCUGAACCACAGGAUGUCGCUCAGUGCUUGGAAGUUGGGUUAUUUGACACACCUCCUUUUUAUUCCAAUUCUACAAACAGUUUCCGAAACACAGUGGAAGGUUACAGUGAUCCCACGGGAAAGUAUGACCCUGCUGUUCGAAGCCUUCACAAUUUGGCUCAUCUAUUUCUGAAUGGAACAGGGGGACAAACCCAUUUAUCUCCAAAUGAUCCUAUUUUUGUCCUCCUGCAUACUUUCACCGAUGCAGUCUUUGAUGAAUGGCUGAGGAGGUACAAUGCUGAUAUAUCCACAUUUCCACUGGAAAAUGCUCCCAUUGGACAUAAUAGACAAUACAAUAUGGUGCCAUUCUGGCCUCCAAUUACCAAUGUGGAAAUGUUUGUCACUGCUCCAGACAACCUGGGAUAUACUUACGAAGUUCAAUGGCCAGGUCGGAAUUUCAGUAUUUCUGAGAUCGUUACCAUAGCAGUAGUUGCUGCGUUAUUAGUGGUUGCAGUCAUUUUUGUGGGCGCUUCUUGUCUGAUUCAUGCCAGAAGCAACAGGGAUGAAGCAAAUCAGCCUCUCCUCACUGAUCGUUAUCAACACUACGCUGCAGAAUAUGAAAAACUCCCGGAUCCUAAUCAGUCUAUGGUCUAACAAUAAAUGGCUUAUUCUCUUAGGCAUUAGUAUCACAAAACCACUAGGUUGAAAAAUAAUAGAGUGAGUUACUAACUGUAUUUUCUUUCACUCUCUUACUUUCUUCCUUAUGCAUGCACAUGUUAAAAUUUAAGCUCCAGGUAUUAUUUUCCAGAACUGAGAAGGGUCAUAGUCUUUGCAAAAGGAUCUAUUUUUCAGCUCUUUUUAAACCAGUAGGUUGCACCAACUCCACAGUAUUUAAGCAGAUAGCAUGAAGAUUUUUGUCACGUUUUAAAGGUCAACUAUAUAACAAGGUACAUAAUCUGCUGUGCUUUGUCUAUGUGUAAAGACAAAUCAUGAUUGCUGGUAAAUCCCUGAUUAAAAUACAUGAGUAGGCACUUCUACAAUGUUAAAAUGUAAAUACAUUUCCAUCCAUUGACAUUGACCAACAGACAUAAAGUAAGCCACAUCUAUUAGUUAAAAUAAAUUAUGUGGAGUUAUAAAUGGGAUCCCAAUUAACUUCUUCAAAUUGGUCUUCCCCUUUGGUCAUCAGCAUAUAUUAUUUUGUCUAAGGUUCAAGGUCACCACAAAAAUCACAGUCUUUGUCACACUUUGGAGAGGUAAAAGCUUCACUUUGUUUGAGAGACAGUUAGUAUUGCCUACAUUUGCCAUUGUGUUCUCCUCUCUCUCAAUUCACUGAGAAAGGAACUACCCUUGCAUACAUUUCACCUCUCAAUUCUUCUUCUCACAUCUUAGAGGUCCAUAAAGGUGAGAAUAUGCAGCCCAGUACUCCACAAAUAGCAUUCAAUUCAUUGUGUUUAAUUUGAAUAGCAUUCUCUUAUCAUUUAGCAGCCUUUUAUGUAAUUUCAAAAUAAAAUAAUAAAAUAUUA
Messenger RNA from Equus quagga, 2691 nucleotides. It is a transcript of the gene TYRP1, whose product is annotated as tyrosinase related protein 1. The record is from RefSeq and is a predicted model, not a curated record. Gene Ontology annotation, molecular function: oxidoreductase activity. Gene Ontology annotation, cellular component: melanosome. The coding region runs from base 209 to 1822 and encodes 537 amino acids. Gene Ontology annotation, biological process: melanosome organization; melanocyte differentiation. Lineage: Eukaryota; Metazoa; Chordata; Mammalia; Perissodactyla; Equidae. The transcript is spliced from 8 exons.